AUGAGCGACAGCAGCUUUUUGAAUUCAAGCAAUAUACAAAAAUUAAAUAAAGAAUUAAAUGAUCUGAAAUCGCGGAAAGUUUUAACUGAUAUGCUUAAUCAGCAGAUUGAUGUAAAUGAGCAUCUCUCACAAGAAAACGCAACUUUAAUAAUGAAUUAAAGAAAGUUAUUGAAUUUAAUUUAGUCAAAGGAUAGAAUCAUAGAAGAUAUAAAAUCAGGUACUUUAUCAUUUUGUGAUCAAGGAUAGGAUGAUGGAGGAGGCGAUCACAAUGCAAGCACAUAUAGAUAGAUUUAGAUAUAGUUAUAUUAGAAUAAAGCUCAGUUGAUGGCUGAUCAUUAACAAUAAAUCAUUCUUUAAAAAACUCUACAAGGAGGAUUAUAGUUAAAAAUAGUUUAUGAAAAGCAUUCGCUUUAAAAUAAGUUUUCAUUUUUUGAAAGGUUGAAAGAAUUACGAUCUAGUAUUUAAAAGCAAUAAAUAUUUAGUUAAGUAGAAAUGAAAAGCCAGUAGAAUUAGAUUUUAAGACUUUAUUCUUUGUUUAAGGUCUUGCUUUCUUUGAUUUAUAAGAAAAAGAAAACAGGAUUUGCUGCUCUGUGCUGCUAUUAUAUAAAAUAAAAUUAGCAAGAAAUAUAUUAAAAAGAAUAGGUUAAGAUAAUUCAAUAAAUGUAAAAUGAAUAUAAAAAAAAUAAUGAUCCAUUAACUAUCUAUAAAUAAUUCUAUGAUUUGUUUAAGUAAAGUAAAGCUGCUUAAAAAUUCAGUAAAAAUAAAGGGAAAAACUAAGAUAAUAAAAUUAGUCAUGCUUAGUCUUUAAACAAAUUGACUUUUGUUGUAUCUAAUUAUUCCUAAUAAUUAUAAAAGUAAGCCAAUCAAGGAUCAUUCAUGAAAACAGUUUAAAAAUUAAAAUAAUGCAAUAAAUAUUAAAAUUUUUCAAAGCGACUCAAAGCUGUGAUUAUUUAAUAAAAGGAUAGAAUUUUAGAACUUCUUUAGCAAUCCAAUUCUAGCUAAGAAUAGGUCUAAGAUUUUAUCAAAAAAACUUAAAUUAUAGUUAAUACUAUUUAAAAUGAUUUCAAUGUCAAGUGCAAAGAAAUAGAGCAGCUCAAUUAGGAAAAAGUGUAUUUAUAAUAAACUCAUUAGUAGGAAAUAGAUAGUUUGGAAGAGUAGCUCCAAGAAAUACGUUAGUAGAGAGAGGAAUCUUUAUAAAAUUUAAAGGAAAAAUAAGACAUAUAAAGCAAAUAUCAGUAGAAAUGUAUGGAAAUAGAGGAAUUAAAAGAUUAAAAUCAAAAGAAUUCAAGAGAACUUUAAGUUUAAAUUGAUGCAUACGAAUAAAAGUUUAAUCAAUUCUAAGAGAUUCAUGACGAAGUCAUAGGUUAGCUUUAAGAAGUUUAAGACGCUUACAAUUAAAAGUGUGCAGAGAAUGCACAAGUAAUAGAAGAGAGAGAUAAAUAGUAGCAAGAAGCUGAGGAAUUUAUUUUAAAACUUCAAAAAUAGUUGCAAGAAAGGCAUAAUGAAGGUGAAGAAGAUAAAUCACUAAUUUAAGAAUAACUCAAAAUUUAAUAGGAAAAGUACGAAUAAAAAUGUAAUUAAUAUGAUGAAUUUUUGGAGUAAAGCUAAAAGCAAAAGAAAGAAUUUGAUGAUGCUAUUAUGAAAUUAUAGAAAGAAUUAAAGUAGUACAAAAUAAAUGAUGAAGAAGGCCAAUAGCAACUAAUUUAAUAUGAGUAGAAAAUAGAAAUGCUUAAAAAGGAAUUGCUAUAAAACAAAUAAUUCAUCAAAGAAUUUGAAUUUCAAAAGGAAGAAUCUUAACUUGAAAUUGAAACUCUCACUAAAAAAAUUUAACAAUUACAAGCUGAAAAGAAUAAUCUUGUCAACAACUUAGAAAUAAGUGUAGCGAAUCUCAAAGAUCUUAAAUAGUAAAAUGAUCACAUUAACAGCCUUCUUAAUAAAAACAAAGAAGAGAAGUCUUUCCUUUUCUAAGAAUUAGAAGACAAAGAAAGCAUGAUUAUUUAGCUCAAUGAAAAAAUUCUAGAAUCAGAAAAAAGAAUUAAAGAUGCAAAUAGAAGAGCAUCGCACUCACCGAAUAUGCAGAAUGAAAGAGACGAAGCCAUUAAAAAAUUUAAUAAAAUAAAGAAAGAAAAGGAAGACCUUCAACAAUAGUUGGAGGAAGUCUCUCAAAAAUUACAAAAAACAAAGCAAAUUAACUAAGAACUAACAAAAGAAGCAAUUGAAUUGAAUAAAGAAAAAUUAUAAAUGAGUGAAGAGUUUGAUAAUCUAUGCCACUAGUUGGAAGACAGAGAAAACAAAAUAGCAGCUAUAGAAGAUAAAUUCUAAAUACUUCUUCAAAAGUUAGAAGAAAAAGAAAUCCAGCUGUAGAAACAAGCAGUGAAACCUGAACUUCUAUAAAAAAUUACACAGGAUAAGCUAGAACUAGAAGAAGAAAAUAGAGGGUUAAAAAAGGAGCUACUUGAUAUCGAUCACUAGAUUCAGCAGUAUUAAAUAAAUAUGAAGAAACUUCAACAGGAAAUAAACGAGUAUAAACAGAAGGAAAUAGAAUAAAAAGAAUAAAUAAAUGAAAUAAAUUAAAACUUAGCAAACUUAACAAGAGAUAAAAUAGGCUAUCUCAGAGAAAAUUCUGAAAAGCAGCACGAAAUAUAAAAGAUGAAACAAGAAAACUAAAACUUAAAGAGCAUGUGUGAUUAAUAUUAGACUUUAAUAGAAGACUAUAAUGAUUAAUUCGAGCUUUUCACAAAGACAAUUAAGUCUAUGGAUUCAAAAAUUAAAAAUCUUGAAAACAGAUCUCAAAAUACAAUGAUGGAAGCUAUGGGAGAAUUUAAACAGAAUUAAGAACUACAAAACUCUUAAGUUUCUAAAAGCAGCAACUAAAAUCAGUAACAAAGUAAACCAGGUUCAAUUUAACUAGAAAAUAUUGACUUAACUAACAUGAACACAGGUCAAUAAUUAAUAAAAAGGAUAGAUUAAAUGAAAAAUAUGUAUUCUAAAUAAAAUUGA
Molecule: messenger RNA, 3000 nt
Organism: Tetrahymena thermophila SB210
Lineage: Eukaryota; Ciliophora; Oligohymenophorea; Hymenostomatida; Tetrahymenidae
Exons: 4
Source: RefSeq, a predicted model, not a curated record